Molecule: messenger RNA, 1686 nt
Organism: Cyprinus carpio (common carp)
Lineage: Eukaryota; Metazoa; Chordata; Actinopteri; Cypriniformes; Cyprinidae
Product: X-ray repair complementing 3
Biological process (GO): double-strand break repair via synthesis-dependent strand annealing; t-circle formation; resolution of mitotic recombination intermediates
Cellular component (GO): Rad51C-XRCC3 complex; replication fork
Molecular function (GO): ATP-dependent DNA damage sensor activity; four-way junction DNA binding; ATP binding
Source: RefSeq, a predicted model, not a curated record
GAAGCAGUUUGUUGUUGUUUAGCCGAUACGCUAUCGCACUCUUUCUCUUAUUGACUUGAUUAAAUAAAGUAUUGUUUGUUAUAUUUGUAGUCGCUUGUCUGUCCUUAAAAUAUAAACACCGCUCGGUUAAAAAUCGGUAAUCGACUGAAUUCAAGACUUUUAUUUUGACAGAGUUUAAGACAUGCUGAGGGGGAAGUAAAUGUUGUGCUAUUCAAAAUGUGUGCGGAUAGUUUUAGUGAGUAAAAAUAAUAAUUAAACGUUGUUUUAUUAACCUUACACUGUUUAAAUGGAGAUUCACGAGAGCUGAUGGAGUGGGAACAGCUUGAUCUGAAUCCAAGGAUUAUUGCUGCUGUUAAAAAAGCCAAUUUUAGAUCAGCCAAGGAGAUCCUGUGUGUCUCUGGUCCGGAUCUGCAGAGACUGACGCGCUUGUCAAAGACAGAUGUUCAGAGGUUGCAUUGUUCUGUAGCGGCUGUGGUCCGCGAGUCCAAGCCGGUCACAGCUUUACAGCUGAUCCGAGGAGAAUGUCCUGUUUUGGAGGCCGGACACAGGCUGUCUUGUGCCUGUCCGGUUCUGGACGGUCUGAUGCGCGGUGGUCUCCCGAUGCUUGGAAUAACGGAGCUGGCAGGCGAGAGUGCUGCUGGGAAAACUCAGUUCUGUUUGCAGCUUUGCCUGUCUGUCCAGUAUCCGCAGGAACACGGAGGGCUUAAUUCUGGAGCUGUUUAUAUUUGCACUGAGGAUUCUUUCCCUAUCAAACGACUACGGCAACUCAUUACCCAGCAGCCCCAGCUCAGACCAGAUCUGCCACCAGCUCUGAUCCGCAGCCGGCGUUUUAGCGACAACAUCUACAUCGAGCAUGCAGCUGACCUGGAGGCUCUGCAGGCGUGCGUGUCUCAGCGUGUGCCCGUGCUGCUGAAGCGAGGUCUGGUCAGACUGCUGGUGGUGGACUCUGUGGCGGCUCUGUUUCGCAGUGAGUUCCAGGCUGACGAGGCUGUGCAGAGGUCACGCCACCUUCUGGCCUUUUCCAAUAUACUUCACCGCCUCAGUCAUGAAUAUGGUGCACCUGUAGUCUGUGUCAACCAGGUUACAGAUGUUGUGGACGGACCAAAUCCAGGAAGGUGUGACUAUGGGCUGGUGGGCAGUAAGGUGCUUCCUGCAUUGGGCAUCGCUUGGGCCAACCAGGUGAUGGUGAGACUCAUGCUCAGGAGACUGCCGGGGCAAGUACAAUCAGACAGCCGAAGCAGUGCUACCCGAAAAUUAGAAGUGGUUUUCGCCCCACACCUCCCUCGAGCGAGCUGCCUGUGUGGAGUUUGGGAAGAAGGAGUGAGAGGGAUCCCCGAUGACCAUUCAGACCUGCAGCCACAGGGCUCUUCAUGAUGAAUUAUCGGCACAAGGAGCAGAUGAACAGGACACUACAUGGCAGUUAACAGCUGCUAAUGGACAUAAAUGUUUAUAAAGGACAUUUGAAAUGAAUGCACAUUAUUUUUAAUACACAAUUCUUACAGGUAUUAUGUGCAAAUAAUUUUGUACAAUCUAAUCCUAUUUUUAUGAUAAUUUUAAUUUUUAUUAUUAUUUUGCUUUUGGUACAGAAUAAAUAUUUUCCUUAGAUAUAUGUUGUCACAGUUUUCAGACAUAAAUAUAGUUCCAAGCAGCAAGAAGUAAAGUGAAUAAAGCCCAAUUGUUACCUCA